This is a messenger RNA of Nothobranchius furzeri (turquoise killifish), 713 nucleotides long. NCBI's taxonomy places the organism in Eukaryota, Metazoa, Chordata, Actinopteri, Cyprinodontiformes, Nothobranchiidae. The record is from RefSeq and is a predicted model, not a curated record.
GAAGCGUUGAUGGAGGAGUAUGCCAUAGCAGCACAGCUGUGGAAGCUGAGCACGUGCGAUCUGUGUGAGAUAGCCAGGAACAGCGUUCUGCAGAGUGGACUCUCGCAUCAGGAGAAGAAACACUUCAUUGGUUCCAGCUACCUACAGGAUGGACCGGAGGGGAAUGACAUCCGGAGGACAAAUGUGGCUCAGAUCCGUAUGGCGUACCGCCAUGAGACUCUGUGCAAUGAGCUGAGUUUCCUGGUGAACGUGGUGAAGACGGAGCUUGGUCUGAAUCCAGCUGUGUGAUAAACAUCACGGAUGCCUACAGAGAUGAUUUUUAGGUUUUAAACAGUUCUUUGAAUGACUUACCAAAAAAAGAAACAAGAGGGAAAACGGGUUACUUUUAGAAAAUGUUGGAUUCUUUUAGAUUUGGAAUAUGCUUUCUUAUAAAGAUCAAGUUUAUUUUCUCCUAAUUGCACAAAACAGGACCUGCCUGUGUCCGAGAGGGUUUCUUCACAGGAUGUUGAAAGAGACACUCAGAUUCUGUUGGGAUGAAUUUGUCCUUCAUACACAAUCUGAUGAGAGGCCAGUUAAACCCUCACAGACAAGCAGGUGUGAUUAGAGAAUGGUAGACUUGUUUCACGGAUCAGCAGGGUUCCUUGUAUUUUUCUUUAAAUAAUUCAGUCACAUUUCAUUGUUUUUCACACUAAAAAUAAAGGUUGUAAAAUGAA